Spirodela intermedia is the source of this 432-nucleotide messenger RNA. Lineage: Eukaryota; Viridiplantae; Streptophyta; Magnoliopsida; Alismatales; Araceae. The record is from the annotation of a GenBank genome assembly.
AUGGGUACCCGCUGUGGCAGGUCACCCGCCACCGCCGCUCCGCCGCCGGCGAGGGCGACGUACGUGAACCUGUACAGGUGGCCGGAGUCGGACGCCGAGUUCGUCAAGUCCGUCGGCAACGGCGGCGGCGCUCCGCCGCGGAGGGCGGCGCUGCGCCACCAACCACCGGUGGUGGACGGGUACUCGUGCCGGCAGAUGUACCUGCGGAGCUACACCUUCUCCAAGAGGGAAACCCUGCCGGAGCGGGCCAGGAAGCGCCUCGUCAAGAUGAAGGAGAGGGUCGCCGGCGCCGCCGUUUCCGCCACCUGCGGCUUCGCGGGCCGCCGUAAGAAGGCGGAGAAGAAGUGCCCCCCGGUCGUCUCCGCUGCCCUGAACUCCAUCUCCCGCCGGCUCCUCUCCUGCACCGCCAGCCUCAACAUCGCCGUUCAGUAG